AUGCCUUCAGGAUCUUGCUUAUGUGGCGCCAUCAAUUUUGAAUAUACUGGCGAACCGGCCAUUACAGCUGUCUGCCAUUGCAAGGAUUGCCAGAAGUGGGCGGGCGCCGCUGCCAGCACCAACGUAGUCGUUCCCCACGCCCAAUUCAAAAUCACCAAGGGCACCCCAAAGAAACAUGUCUCGAUUCCUGACUCCGGGAAGCCAUACCCUCGAUUCUUCUGCGGUGACUGUGGCACCUCUCUCUACGGCCAGCCAGAAGGCAUGGACGGCCUCACGGUCAUAAAAGCCGGAACCCUCGACAAUGGUGCGGCAGAUAUCCCAAUGGCGGCUGAGCUUUAUAUCAAGGAUCGGGUGAGCUUUAUGAAGCCGGUUGACGGCGCCCUGCAGAAGGAGAUGAUGCCAUAA
Molecule: messenger RNA, 405 nt
Organism: Venustampulla echinocandica
Lineage: Eukaryota; Fungi; Ascomycota; Leotiomycetes; Helotiales; Pleuroascaceae
Product: Mss4-like protein
Exons: 3
Coding region: 1-405 (134 amino acids)
Molecular function (GO): carbon-sulfur lyase activity
Source: RefSeq, a predicted model, not a curated record